Messenger RNA from Auanema sp. JU1783, 615 nucleotides. The record is from the annotation of a GenBank genome assembly. NCBI's taxonomy places the organism in Eukaryota, Metazoa, Nematoda, Chromadorea, Rhabditida, Rhabditidae.
AUGAUAACGAUCACAAUUCGAUUGAUUGGUGAAAGCGAUGAGCGCCUGAUUGAACUUGACGUACAAAAAAAGAUUCUUCGCUAUGACCUACAAAAGAAAAUUGAAGCUGUGACCCAUAUUCCGACACAGUUCCAAAAAAUUCAGUUGCGAGGUGAGGAUCUUCCUGUUGUUGAGCAGCCCAUUCGGAACAUGAAAUUUGGAGAAGAACUGCAUGUGAAGCACUCGGAACUACCUUUGUGGGAGCAGUAUAAGAGCCAUGUUAUCAUUGCUCUCAGGCCAGGCCAUGAACGACAACGCAAUGCCAUUUUUGCAGUGGAAAUCCACAAGCUACUCUCGGAGAGCAAUUUUUUCAGUGUAUACUGGAGCUAUAACGUCUUUCGUGUAGAAAACCAUCAUAAGAUAAUGUCAUAUAGUGACGGCAACAUUCAAAUGAUGAAAGAAGCAACUAGAAGCCAUUUUCUCCGACAGCAUUAUGAAAACGGUGCACAUGAUGAGACGACCUUCACCUGCCGUUUUGAAGCUCGUCCGGACGAACUUGGUGGAUCUCGCAAGAAUACGCUUGCCUUCAUUCAACUAUAUGGACAAAAAAAAGAAACUAAAUAUAAUAUUAAGUAA